Molecule: messenger RNA, 588 nt
Organism: Heterostelium album PN500
Lineage: Eukaryota; Evosea; Eumycetozoa; Acytosteliales; Acytosteliaceae
Product: superoxide dismutase
Exons: 2
Coding region: 1-588 (195 amino acids)
Biological process (GO): superoxide metabolic process
Molecular function (GO): superoxide dismutase activity; metal ion binding
Source: RefSeq, a predicted model, not a curated record
AUGUCCUUUGUUUUACCAGAAUUACCAUACAUAAAAAAUGGUCUUGAACCUCACAUCUCAGACGAGACUGUUAACUUUCAUUAUGGUGCGCAUCACAAGACUUAUGUGACAAAUCUAAAUAACUUGGUAAAGGGAACUGAGAAUGAGCAUAAAACAAUCGAAGAAAUUAUUAAAACAACGACUGGUCCAGUUUUUAAUAAUGCUGCCCAAUGUUGGAACCACACUUUCUAUUGGCAUAGUUUAUCACCAAAUGGUGGUGGAGACCCAGACGGUGCCAUAAGAGAUGCUAUCAAUAAGAAUUGGGGUUCUGUAGUGUCCUUCAAAGAAGAGUUUUCACAGGCUGCAACCGGUCAAUUCGGUUCGGGAUGGGCUUGGUUAGUUUUGAAAAAAGAUGGUACCUUGGCUAUUACUACAACUUCAAACGCUGCCACUCCAAUCACAACUGACGAUAAACCAUUGUUGACAUGUGACGUUUGGGAGCAUGCCUACUACAUUGACUAUCGUAAUGCCAGAAGAAAGUACAUUGAGGCAUUCUGGAAUGUUGUAAACUGGAAAUUUGCCAAUGAAAAUCUAGCCAAAUCUUCUUAG